Sodiomyces alkalinus F11 is the source of this 2684-nucleotide messenger RNA. RefSeq lists its product as hypothetical. The record is from RefSeq and is a predicted model, not a curated record. The transcript has a single exon. NCBI's taxonomy places the organism in Eukaryota, Fungi, Ascomycota, Sordariomycetes, Glomerellales, Plectosphaerellaceae. The coding region runs from base 385 to 2460 and encodes 691 amino acids.
GUUUUGUUUUCAUUUCGUAUAAAUUGUAUCUUUGACGAUUCUAUCUUGUCUUCCAUUGUUUCCCCUUGUAUUUUCACCAGAGAUUGUCACCAGACGUCCGUUGAUCCUGGAAGAAGCGGACGACAAUCACCCCUCUAUACUGCAUAGUGUAUACACUUCACAAUGUCGUCCUCCACCGCGGCGGAUAUGGAUCUUCCCAUCGCGCUUCGGCGAACGCGUCGGAGCAUCAACACUACUAUUCAGCCGGGUGGUGACAGAAGUCGGACUGCGCGAGAAGCGCCGUCGACUUCGCGUACGCCCAGAAAGACGACAUCCAAGAAACGAGUCCGAUUUUCGGAUCCAGGGCCAACCAUAGUCGGACCAUCGUCUACCGGUCUGACGCCAAUGGUGCGGAGGACGUCGCUCAUCCGCGGCACAACACCACGAAGAAGACGCCAGUCCACUCCCGCGCAAACAUGCUCUGGCAACGGCGUCGCCUCUUCUUCGUCCUCUACGAGCGCCUCCCCCCCAACCGCAACGUCGCUGAGCGGCGAGAUACGCCUCCUCCCGCUGCGGCAGGUCCUCGACGGCCGCAUCCAACGGCGCAUCCGGCGCAACGGGCUCAGCGAGGAGAUGAACGCCAUCGCGCAGGAGAAGCGGCUCCGAGCGCGCGAAACGCAGGCCGAGCUGGACCGUCUCCGGGCGCAGCUGCGCGAGAAGGACGCCGAGAUCUACCAACUCCAGAACGCCACUGUCGUGAUUGACACGGAUCGCAUCUGGGAGUUGGAGAAGCAGCUCGAGGCGUUGCGCGACCAGCUCGACACCCGGACGGUCGAGAAUGAGAGUCGCGUUUAUAACUGGACGAUGGCGGCGCGGGAUCCCUUUGCCGACGAUUUCAUGGAUAUCGAUCUUCCGGAGGAUGAUGAUGAUGGUGAUGGUGAUAAUGAUGAUGAUCAGCGGUUUGGGGAUGAUACUGUGGCCCAACUGGCCUGCAGUACGCCGUCGCGCCGAGCGAGGGCUUCGUUUCCCACCCCGCCACUUACUAGUCCUGCUGUUGAGACCCGGCAUCGGCAUCGCGACGUCCCGACGACUCCGGCAUCGACUGUGGGGGGAAGACAGGUCUUGCCUCCGACCACCCCGACAUGCCAUGCCGCCGUCCAGACUUCUUUCAUCAUGGAUCCGGAGAAACAAGAUCUCGAGGAGCAGGUGGAGUCUCUGCGGUUGGAAAUGUCCAAGCUUAGCAACACCCUCGACUCCUACACGUCCCUUGCAGGUCGCCUGUCGGAGCGCAUGGCGACCAUCGCCCCAUGCACUCCACGGGACGUCGGCAACAGCCAUUCCACUGCCACCUCUCCUCCACAAGCACAGGCACACGCGGAACUGGAGUCCCAGCUCGAAUCCCUCCUCCGGAGCAUCUCCGACCGCUCCGCAGCCCUCCACGCCCUCACAACCUCCGUCACCGCCCUGGGCUUCCCGGGACAAGACGCAGGCGAAGUGAUCUCCUCCAUCGCCACCGGGUUCCGCACCGCCCGCCUGGAGCUCGAGUACCUCACCCCCGGCGAGAUCGCGCUCCCCCUGACCUCCAACGGCGCCGCGGUGCUCGACCUCCUCCUGACGCGGCUCCGCGCCCUCGCGGCGCAAGCGAGGGAAGACGAGGCCGACAUUGACGAGUACCACGCCAUCGAGCAGUCGCUCCGGCGGCAGCUCGGCGCGCGGGUCGAGGCCAUGGAUGCGCUGUCGGCUGAUCUCGCGCGGGCGCGGGACCUGCUCGCGCAAAAGGACGGUAGGAUCCGCGAGCUGGAGGUGGCGGUGGAUAGGUUGAAGGGUGCGACGGGGAGCUAUGCGCACGACGUGGCCGAGUUGGAGGCCCUGGUGGGGAGGAUGGAGGGGGAGCACGGUGAGGUGUUGGCGCGGAGGGAUGAGGAUGUGGCGGAGCGGGAAAGGAGGAUCGAGGCGUUGAGUGGGAAGGUUGCUGCGUUGGUGGGGGAGACGGAGGGGUUGAGGGUGAUGAUUGCGGAGGUUGAGGCUGCGAGGGACGAGUCGGGACGGCGGGCGGGAGACGCGUUGGCGGCGCGGGAUGCGCGGGAUGCGCGGGUUGCCGAGUUGAAGGGGCAGGUGGAGAGGUUGAACGAGGCGCUGAGGAGAGCAGAUGAGAUGGUGAAGGAUUUGAGGGUUGAGAAGGGUGCUCUGCAGGGGCGUCUUGCGGAGGAGAGGGAGAGGGGGUGGAGGGCGGUUGAGGCCGUGCGGGAGGAGUUGGAGAGGGUUGUGAGUAUGAGUCGUGAGGUGCUUGCUACGCCUACCAAGAAGUCGGCAACGAGGGGUGGCGAGGAACAGACCGCCAUGGAAAAGGACCAAAGGGAUGCAGUUGUUGCUUCAAGGCGAGGCAGCCUGUUGGCUGGGGACCUUGCAAGGAAGGGCCGGGGAAGCAAGAGGUAUGAUAGCGGGGUGGGUCUGGUAGAGGGUGAUGCGACGGACAUUUGAGAUGAGAGCACAGAUGAGAUGACGAGACUCUGGGAGUUCUGCUGGCAUGGCCCAUGGGUUGGCAUGGGUUCAUGUUGUUUGUUGUUGUUAUGUGACAUUGCGCCUGGUGAUAGAGGUAGACGGCGUCUAGGCUUGCCCUUCGUUUCUGUUUCCUUUGUAAUCUAUAUCAUGGACAUAAGUCCUAGUUGAACUCAAAGACAUUUUCUUUGAUUAAAUGAGUCAAU